Spodoptera littoralis (African cotton leafworm) is the source of this 1800-nucleotide messenger RNA. NCBI's taxonomy places the organism in Eukaryota, Metazoa, Arthropoda, Insecta, Lepidoptera, Noctuidae. The record is from the annotation of a GenBank genome assembly.
AUGUUUGCUCUCAAGAACUUUUGUACCUUGUCUUUAAAAACUAACAAUUUGAUCAACCGAUGCGCCAAUCUGUCGUCUGCAGUCAGCAAACGUGAAUUGAAGAGGCGAUUGAAAGCCGAGCAAAAGCUGAAAGAAAAGGCUGAAAAAGCCGCGCAAGUUCCCACUCCCGCAGCCGACAAGAAGUCGUCGGCCAAAGCCGAAGAGGAAAUCAGUCCUAAUGAGUAUUAUAAGUUGCGAACUGCAGCUGUUGCAGCUCUUAAAGAGGGGUCUAAGGAAGACCACCCAUACCCUCACAAGUUCCAUGUUACAAUAUCUUUAGAAGAAUUCAUUGAAAAGUACAAUAAUGUCAACAGUGGUGAAGUUCUUGAGAAUGUUACACUCUCUGUUGCUGGUAGAGUUCACUCUAUUAGAGAAUCUGGAGCUAAACUCAUAUUCUACGAUUUGAGAGGUGAAGGGGUUAAAAUUCAGGUUAUGGCUAAUGCUAAAAUGUAUGAGUCUGAAGAAAAGUUUGUUAGUGAUACUGACAAGCUGAGGAGAGGUGACAUUAUUGGAUGUGUUGGCCAUCCUGGCAAGACUAAGAAGGGAGAACUGUCCAUUGUACCAAAAAGUAUUAAGUUGCUAUCUCCAUGCCUACAUAUGCUGCCUCAUUUACACUUUGGUCUUAAGGAUAAAGAAACCAGGUUUAGGAAAAGAUAUUUGGAUCUUAUUUUAAAUGAUAGGGUAAGACAAACUUUCUACACGAGAGCAAGAAUCAUUGCUUAUGUCAGGAGAUUCUUGGACAACCUUGGUUUCCUUGAAAUUGAAACUCCAAUGAUGAAUAUGAUUCCUGGUGGAGCUACAGCCAAGCCAUUCAUUACACAUCACAAUGAUCUCAACAUGGACUUGUACAUGAGAAUAGCCCCGGAACUGUAUCACAAGAUGUUAGUUGUUGGAGGUCUGGACCGUGUCUACGAAAUAGGCAGACAGUUCAGGAAUGAAGGCAUUGACUUGACUCACAACCCAGAGUUCACAACAUGCGAGUUCUACAUGGCAUACGCAGAUUACAAUGACCUCAUCAGUAUAACUGAAACAAUGUUAUCUGGAAUGGUUAAAAGUAUUCACGGCUCCUACAAAGUAAAAUAUCAACCAGAUGGACCAGAAGGUGAAGAAGUGGAGAUUGACUUUACUCCUCCAUUUGCUAGGGUGCCUAUGAUUGCCAGCUUAGAAAAGGCAUUGAAUGUCAAAUUUCCGCCAGCUGAUCAGUUAGAUUCAGCAGAAGCCAACCAACUACUUAGCCAGUUGUGUGAGAAGCAUGAAGUUGAAUGUCCACCACCAAGGACAACAGCGAGACUUCUAGACAAAUUGGUUGGAGAGUUUCUGGAGGAGAAAUGUAUAAACCCCACAUUUAUAUUGGACCACCCCCAGAUUAUGAGUCCCUUGUCCAAGUACCAUAGGGAUAUUCCUGGUUUAACAGAGAGGUUUGAACUCUUUGUAAUGAAGAAAGAAAUUUGCAAUGCAUACACAGAGUUAAAUGAUCCUGCAACUCAAAGAGAAAGGUUUGAACAGCAAGCCAAAGAUAGGGCAGCUGGUGAUGAUGAGACUCCACCCACUGAUGAAGCAUUUUGCACUGCUCUGGAAUAUGGUCUGCCUCCUACUGCUGGAUGGGGCUUGGGCGUUGAUCGUCUUACAAUGUUCUUGACCAAUUCCAACAACAUCAAAGAAGUACUACUGUUCCCUGCUAUGAAACCAGAUGACCCAAACAAACACAAUGCUGAAGGAGAAAAUGCAUCCGCCGAACCUCCAGUUCAAAAUGGAGCCUGA